Molecule: messenger RNA, 585 nt
Organism: Dentiscutata erythropus
Lineage: Eukaryota; Fungi; Glomeromycota; Glomeromycetes; Diversisporales; Gigasporaceae
Source: the annotation of a GenBank genome assembly
AUGAACCACAAAAAUAUAGUGAAACAAAUGAAACGAAUGAAUCAAGCCAAUUGUUCACAAACCGCAGAAAUGUUAGCACAACUUCAUCUUAUAAAAAUCAAAGGUGGAGAAAUUAAAUCAUACUAUAAAACUUAUUGGGAAACACUUUAUAUGACAAUAGACUUAAUUGUUAAAUCCAAGCCUAUUUUAGAAAAUCACAUAUCUGUAAUUUCUAAUACUGCAGUAUUUGAUCUUCUUGAGGAUGAAGAUUUUUAUAUUAAGUAUCAUCAGGUCUUUGUUAUUUUAAAACCUAUAAAGAAACUAACAAAUUGUUUAGAAGCUAGAACAGCCAAUUUAGCUGAUAUUUUUAUUGAUGAAAUUACUAAUAAUGAUGGGACUAAUAAUUUGAAUGAUAUUAAUAAAAGUGAAAUUUUGGAAAGUUUAAUAUUAAAUAUUGCAGAUUCAGUGGAUUUAAUGUUGCCAGAGUUUUUAGCAUCUGGAGAUGCAAUAUUUUCUUCAGAGCCUAUUACUAAUUGGGCUAGAGAUAUAGCAGUAGGUAAUAUGAAUUAUAAUUCUAUUAAGUUGGCACAUCAAAUGGUAUUAUGA